UUAAACAAAUACAACGAAACGAAAAGCGAAAUCAAAUUAACAACGCAACAGCAACAAUCAACAAUAAACGAGCUAAAUUGUUAUUCAAGCCAGAGAGCAAUAUGUUGAAAGGACAUCAAAUGCUAAAGCUGAUGCUGAUGCUGAUGCUGGGCUGUUGCACUUUGGCCAUGGCCAAGCCACCGGCGGCUGCUAAGCAGGAAGCUAGCAGCCAGCCAAAAGCUGAGUUUCCAGAGGAAGACAGUGACAUGCUGAUGGAACCGAAUGACUUUACGCCCAUAACCGUGCUGCGCUCACACGAGCAGCAGCACUUCCACAUGCCGCCCACAACUCAGCUACAACAGCCACAUCAUCGUCCAGUUGCUGUCACGCCUGCGCAGAGCCGUCACUUUCAGGCCGUGCCCGUGGAGCAGCAGGAGCAGUUCCGCCCCAUAGCCAAUCCGAAUACGCAGCUGAUCUCGCGGGCCGAUGUGACGCCCGGCCCGGGUGCCGACUCGCACAGCCAGGCGGCGCAAAACUUCUAUCCGCCCUUCUACCAUGAGGCGCCGCCAUUGGGCCACUCGCGUCCCUAUUUCGCCGGGCCCGCUGGACCUGUGGGCGACACCACGCCGCUGCAGCUGCCGCUGUUGACGUCGGUGCAGCAGCAGCAACAGCAGCAGCAGCGCGGCUUUGAUGCCGCCAUACUGGGCAGCGGAGACUUUGGCGUGCUGCGCGGCGGCACCUUCUAUCCGGAAGAGGAGAUGCCCUAUCAUCCAGAGGACAACAGCGACUAUAUCUAUGGCGAUGCCAACAAUGGUCAUGGCCGGCCCAGCGAGUCCUUCGUCCAGAAGUAUACGUAUCCCGAGGAGCAGUUUGCCAACUUCCGCGACUUCGCGGACAUCAAUACGCCCGCUGACUCGGCCUUCUCACAGUUCGUUGUUGUGUAUGCGGCCAAGAAUGCGACCAAGCCCAGCAUCCAUCCGCACCCCAAGAACAUAUUCGAACAGCUGGAGUUGCUCGAUCGCGAGAAGGCGCUAGAAGAGGCGGCCCUCAAGAAGCAACAGCCCAGCAAAUCCAAAUCGAAGCUGUCCAAGACGAAGCUGCAAAAGAAGUACAAGAAAAAACCGGUUAGCAAGGAGCUGGAGCUGGAGCCGCUGCUGGCACUAAGUUAAGCAUUCCAUGCAGCUGCCACCAAUCCCUGCCAGCUGGGAUCGAAUUUCAACUGCGAACUGUGCACACAUUUUUGUCCGCUGUUAGUUGUGUGCUUCAUCAAUUUUCUUUUAUUUAUUUUUUGAGCAAAGCGAAAUUUCAACUUCAAAUAGAGCCCCCUCUAUACCCUACGCCCCGCCUCCGCCCUCAUGCCUUCCAUUCCAUUGUACACGUGCCUCUACAGCAGCCCAGGCAGCAUCGCCGCCGCCCCCGUUCCGUUAGUUGUGUGUACUUAUUAUUAUUAUUAUUCUAAUUAUUAUAACUAUUAUAAAUGUAAUUUUUUUUACCUGUUUACUUGCCUCACAUUUCGUGUUGCAUAAUUGUUAAUUCUACUUAAUUAUAGCCCGU
Drosophila hydei is the source of this 1533-nucleotide messenger RNA. RefSeq lists its product as uncharacterized. NCBI's taxonomy places the organism in Eukaryota, Metazoa, Arthropoda, Insecta, Diptera, Drosophilidae. The transcript is spliced from 2 exons. The record is from RefSeq and is a predicted model, not a curated record. Bases 102 to 1148 code for a protein of 348 amino acids.